Molecule: messenger RNA, 985 nt
Organism: Monosiga brevicollis MX1
Lineage: Eukaryota; Choanoflagellata; Craspedida; Salpingoecidae
Exons: 7
Coding region: 20-970 (316 amino acids)
Biological process (GO): nucleotide-sugar biosynthetic process
Molecular function (GO): GDP-L-fucose synthase activity
Source: RefSeq, a predicted model, not a curated record
GGAAAAAAAGGCCAAGGCCAUGAAGCGCGUCAUUGUGACCGGUGGCACUGGUCUGGUCGGCAAGGGCAUUGAGGCAGCGCUUGCCCAUGGCGAUGCCCGGGAUGACGAGGAAUGGAUCUUCCUCUCAUCCAAGGAUGGUGAUUUGAGUGACUUGGAAGCCACCCGUGCCAUCUUUGCCAAGCACCAACCGACGCACGUCAUCCAUCUCGCAGCCAUGGUCGGCGGUCUUUUCCGCAACAUGAAGUACAACCUUGACUUUCUGCGCGUCAACAUGGCCAUCAACGACAACGUCCUGGCCUGUGCACACGAGUUCAAGGUUGAAAAGGUGGUUUCGUGCCUCUCUACAUGCAUCUUCCCCGACAAGACGACGUAUCCCAUCGAUGAGACCAUGGUGCAUCUGGGCCCGCCCCACUCUAGCAAUUUUGGUUAUUCGCACGCAAAGCGUAUGGUCGACGUCUACAACCGAGCCUACCACGCGCAGCACGGGUCCAAGUUUACCUCAGUCAUCCCCACAAACAUCUAUGGCCCCCACGACAACUUUAACAUUGAUGAUGGGCACGUCAUCCCCGGCUUGAUCCACAAGGUCUACAAAGCCAAAGCUGCUGGGGAGAAGCUGACCUGCUGGGGAUCAGGUACACCGCUGCGUCAAUUCAUCUACAGCGAGGACCUGGGCCGCCUCAUGAUCUGGGCGUUGCGCGAGUACCCUGAGAUCGAUCCCAUCAUCCUCUCCGUGGAUGAGGCCGCAGAGGUCAGCAUCCGUGACGUUGUGCACAAAGUGGCCGAUGCAGCCGGCUUUUCGCGCGAUGAUGUUGUUUUUGACACGGACAAGGCCGAUGGCCAAUUCAAGAAGACGGCCGCCAAUACCAAGCUGCGCAAGUACCUCCCUGAUUUCAAGUUUACCCCGAUUGAUGAAGGCAUCAAGCGCUCCGUCGACUGGUUCUUCGAGAACUAUGAGCAAGCCCGCAAAUAAUUGAAUUUGUUCAAC